CGCAGGCAUCCUCACUUAACCCGAGUACCCAUUCAUCAGCAAACACAUCGGAUCGAUGUUAUUCUAACAUCCAGGGCUGCCUUGCUGCACAUUCAGGUUAAAUGAAUACCUGACGAAAAGGGCCCACGUUUCAAGGCAGUGAAAUCUGAUAGCUGAGAGGAAAAGUGGCUUUAAUGAAAAGCAACCUUUGGAAUUCCUGCUUGAGAAAAUUCCGAUUCAGCUUUUUUUGUUAUUGCAGCAAGAAAUGAUCAGUAGCACCAGUGUUUAUGCAGAUGAAGCCAUGCAUCCUGCAACAAGAACUUUCCACGGUCCAACACAGACAUGGUGGUCCAAAGGCUUAAAGAUGCAGUGGACCCCAGAACAUGCUCAGUGGGCAGAACAGCACUUUGACAUCACCUCCACCACCCGCUCACCUGCACACAAGGCAGAGGCAUACAGGGGCCACUUACAGCGCACCUACCAGUACGCCUGGGCCAACGAUGACAUUUCUGCGCUGACUGCUUCCAACCUGCUGAAAAAGUACGCCGAGAAGUACUCUGGCAUCUUAGAAGGUCCAAAUGAAAGGGUGGUCUUGAGUGCUUAUGCAGAAGCAGGCCCAGGGCUGGUGAAUGGAAGGAAGAACGACGAUUCCUGGCAGCCAGCUCUCAACUCUGAUGGCGUCUAUUCCAUGAAUUGCGUGACAGAUGUGAUUUCCGCAAGUAAACCUGGAGUGUCAGCGGCUCUGCCUCCGGCAGAUGUGUCUGCCAGCAUUGGCAGCUCUCCUGGGGUGGCUAGCAAUCUCACUGAGCCCAGCUAUUCGAGCAGCACCUGUGGAAGCCACCCUGUAGCCAGUCUUCAUUCUGGACUCCCAUCUCAGGAAUAUGCAACAGGUUACAAUGGCUCCUACCUGCAUUCGAGUUACAGUAGUCAGUCGGCUUCUGCACUUUCCUCCCCACACCCAUCCCCUUUGCACAGCUCGGGGCUUUUACAGCCCCCUCCUCCGCCACCCCCUCCCUCCUUGGUGCCAGGCUACAACGCAGGCUCUCCCAACAUCUCAAGUUAUAAUUACACCCCAGCCGGUUACCCUCCUCAGACUGGUGUCGGCCCUGGCUAUAGCCCCAGUGGGGCGCCCCCUCCGUCUGCUUACUUACCAUCAGGUAUCCCUGCUCCCACUCCUCUGCCUCCCACUACGGUUCCCAGCUAUUCCUAUCAAACUCACAGCCUUGCACCAAUUGCACCAACACCUCUGAACAGCAGCUCAGCCAAUUCCCUGAAGAGAAAAGCUUUUUAUAUGACUGGGCAAGGAGAAAUGGACUCCAGCUACGGAAAUUUUAACUACAGUCAACAGCGCUCCACACAAAGCCCCAUGUACAGGAUGCCCGAUAAUAGCGUUUCUAACGCUAGUCGGGGAAAUGGAUUUGAUAGAAGUGGUGAUGCCUCAUCUUUAGCAUUUAAGCCUACGAAACAGUUGAUGUCUUCAGAACAGCAACGUAAGUUCAACAGUCAGUCAAGCAGAUCGCUCACGCCGCCAUCCUAUAGCUCAGCGAAAAACUCUUUGGGAGGAUCACGAUCGGGUGAGCCGUUUGGGAAAUUUAGUUCGCCCAUAAUGGGAGAGCCAAGUGAAGAGCACAGACAGCAUCUCUCCCACCCAGCGCAAGGACCAGGAAUCCGCACAGCUACCUCAUCCACCUGUCCUGCAGAUGAACAGCUGAAGAACACCGAUCAACACCUUGUUGAACUUGUGACCAAUGAGAUUGUCAGCCAGGCACCGCCGGUGGACUGGAGUGACAUUGCUGGGCUAGAACUGGCUAAAGCCACAAUCAAAGAGGAGGUUCUGUGGCCAAUGCUUAGGCCCGAUGUGUUUAGUGGACUCACUGCGUUACCUCGGAGUAUUCUUUUCUUUGGGCCUCAGGGAACAGGUAAAAUGUUACUGGGAAGAUGUAUAGCCAGUCAGCUGGGUGCUACCUUUUUUCGGCUCAGCGGCUCAGCUCUGGUGACAAAGUGGUUAGGAGAAGGAGAGAAAAUCGUUCACACUUCAUUUCUUAUAGCACGAUGUCGACAACCCUCUGUGAUUUUCGUCAGCGAAAUUGACAUGUUGCUUUCGUCGCAAGUGAGUGAGGAGAGCCCAGUGAACAGAAUUAAAACAGAGCUCUUGAUGCAGUUGGACAGUGUGCUAACCUCUGCUGAGGACCAGAUUGUGGUUAUCUGCUCAACAAGUAAACCCGAGGAAAUAGAUGAGUCGGUGAGACGAUAUUUCAUGAAGAGACUUCUCAUCCCCUUACCAGACAGCACAGCAAGGCACCAGAUAAUCAUUCAGCUGCUCUCACAGCACAACUAUUGCCUCAGUGACAAAGAGGUUGCACUGCUAGUCCAGCGAACGGAGGGAUUCUCUGGACUUGACGUAACACGCUUGUGUCAAGAAGCUGCUGUAGGGCCCCUUCAUACCAUGCAGGGCCCUGAUCUUUCAGCCAUUAUGCCUAGUCAGUUGAGGCCAGUCACUUACCCAGACUUUGAAAACGUUUUUUGCAAAAUACAGCCUAGCAUAUCCCAGAAAGAACUUGACACGUACACUGAAUGGAACAAAAUGUUUGGCUGCAGCCAAUGAAAAGUGAGCCAAAAAAAAACCUUGCGGGCACGUGAACCUGUAAGACAAAAAGGGGAGGGUUCGGGUGGGGAAAGGGGGAAUCAUGGGGGUAAACA
This is a messenger RNA of Polypterus senegalus (gray bichir), 2679 nucleotides long. RefSeq names its product fidgetin (gene fign). The record is from RefSeq and is a predicted model, not a curated record. The transcript is spliced from 4 exons. Gene Ontology annotation, molecular function: ATP hydrolysis activity; microtubule severing ATPase activity; ATP binding. NCBI's taxonomy places the organism in Eukaryota, Metazoa, Chordata, Cladistia, Polypteriformes, Polypteridae. Bases 245 to 2584 code for a protein of 779 amino acids.